AUGACAACUGGUAUUGUAUUUGGUCUUACACAUAAGAGCAUUGAUCAUUUUCAGACUGACUAUAAUUUGAAAGUCACUGAGAAAUUAGCAUUGUCAUUGACCUAUGAUAUUUCAUCUGGUCUGUUAGCAAUAUUUAUAUCAUACUAUGGAGGGAGAGGAAACAAACCAAGAUGGAUUGCAGUUUCAUCCAUUUUGAUAGGCGUGGGAUCAUUUUUAUGUUCUUGUCCAUACACUUCUGGUGGAGAUUAUCAAUUGAGGAUGGAAAUUGAAGAUAUUUGCCAAGAACCGAAGGUCAUCAGUACUUGCCGGGAUAAGCUGCCAGUAUUCCCAUCAAAAUAUACAUAUUUCUUCACCUUUGGCCAGACUGUGCAGGGAAUAGCAGGAUUGCCUCUUUAUAUCCUUGGAGAAAUCUUUGUGGAUGACAGCGUUGACAGACACUCACUUGGUACCUAUCUAGGCUUUGCAGAAGCUUCAACAAUAAUUGGAUAUGCUUUGGGUGUUACGUUAGGAGCAUCACAAGAUCUGGACACUGUCAAUAGUACUUUUACAAAACACCCUCGAUUUAGAGAAUAUAGUGUGCGUUGGAUAAGGACUUGGUGGAUUUAUUUUCUUCUUACUGCUUUCAUUGCAUGGUCUACAUUAAUACCAUUGUCCUGCUUUCCAUAUUAUUUGCCAGGUACAGCAAAGAAAAAAGCUGAAAAACGUAAACAACCUGAUUGGCCUCAUAAUGAUGAUGAACAUCAGGAAUUUGGAACUAGUAUCAAGGAUUUGUUUGCUUCUGUUUUGAUUUUGAUAAAGAAUCCAGUGUUGGUGUGCACAGCUGUGUCUAGAGCUGUAGAAUAUUUACUUAUUAUUGGAAUUGGUGAAUUUUUGCCUAUAUAUAUCGAACAUCAGUAUGAAUUAUCACACGCAAUGGCAACAAUUCUUUCAGGACUUCUUUUCUUUCCAGGAUGUGCAAUUGGCCUGAUACUGGGAGGUGUCAUUAUUUCCAAGUUAGAAAUGUCUCCUAAAGCCAUUAUGAGAUUUAUAAUAAUUACAUCUGCUAUAACACUUAUACUACUUGCAUUUAUAAUUUUUGUACGCUGUGAAGCAGUGCAGUUUGCUGGGAUCACUGAAAAUUAUGAAAGAACAGGGCAGUUGGGAAACCUGACAGCUCCUUGUAAUUCUCACUGUAAAUGCUCAUCUUCAUUUUAUUCUUCUAUAUGUGGAAGAGACAAUAUUGAAUAUUUCUCCCCCUGCUUUGCAGGCUGUACAAGUUCAAAAAUAUUUGCAGCUCAAAAGCUAUACUACAAUUGUUCUUGCAUUACCAAAGGAUUAUCAACUGAAGAUGAUGAAGGUUACUUUCCUGAUGCUGAACAUGGGAAAUGUGAUGCAAAGUGCUAUAAAUUACCUUUGUUUAUUUCUUUUAUCUUUUCUACAAUUUUAUUUGCUGGUUUGUCCGGUGUACCACAUGUUGUGACCAUUAUCCGAAGUGUAUCUGAAAACCACCGUUCCCUGGCCUUGGGUGUGGCUUUUGGGAUUUUGAGAUUAUUUGGGACUAUUCCUGGGCCAUUCCUUAUUAGAAUGAUAGAAGAAAGUUCUUGUACCUUCCAUGAUACUGGGACUUGUGGAUUUGCAGGAAGUUGUCGGAUUUAUAACAAGUUGAAAAUGGCCUCCUUAUUGGUAGAGAUAUGUUUUCUUUUCAAAGGUCUCUCUAUCUGCUUUAUUGCUAUUGCAUUUUACACAUAUUCACAUUCUGUUCAAGAGAACAUUGACAUGCUGCCUAUAGGUGGUCAAGAAUGA
This is a messenger RNA of Orycteropus afer afer, 1782 nucleotides long. RefSeq names its product solute carrier organic anion transporter family member 6A1 (gene SLCO6A1). Gene Ontology annotation, biological process: transmembrane transport; sodium-independent organic anion transport. Bases 1 to 1782 code for a protein of 593 amino acids. Gene Ontology annotation, molecular function: protein binding. The record is from RefSeq and is a predicted model, not a curated record. Gene Ontology annotation, cellular component: membrane. The transcript is spliced from 13 exons. NCBI's taxonomy places the organism in Eukaryota, Metazoa, Chordata, Mammalia, Tubulidentata, Orycteropodidae.